GAUCCACCAUUUGAAGAAGCUGGGCCAACUGCGCUCGUUUGGCAGACAUAUGCUGACGAGAGUACGAUAUAUGACACUGAAAUGGUCGCCAAUGAAAGGGACAAAGUCAAUAUCCUCCUCGUUUUUGCGGGAUUGUUCUCGGCGGUCGUAAGCGCUUUCAUUGUACAAUCCUCUUCGAAUCUUCAGCCAGACUAUGACAAACUGUCUGCAUAUCUGUUGUUCGACCUCGUAAAUAUACAACGCGCAUUGGCAAAUGGCACCUCGCUGGAUGGUAUCAGCACUUCAGGCGCAGAUCCUGCGAGUCCUUUCAUUCCAAAAACCUUGGACUCGUGCGUAAACGGGUUAUGGUUCGCGAGUCUUACACUCAGUCUUGCCACCGCGUUGUUUGCGGUACUCGCUAAUGAAUGGCAUUACCAUUAUCUAUCACCUAUCAGCGGGGACCCGCAGAUUCGCAGUCGUAUUCGACAGUUUCGUUAUAUGGGCCUUCGUCGCUGGCAUGUCAGUGGUUUCAUUGCUCUCUUGCCGUUGAUGUUGCACCUAUCCCUCGGUUUGUUUCUACUGGGCCUCGUUCUUUAUCUUUUACCCCUG
This is a messenger RNA of Guyanagaster necrorhizus, 588 nucleotides long. RefSeq lists its product as uncharacterized. The annotation marks the transcript as partial. The transcript is spliced from 2 exons. The record is from RefSeq and is a predicted model, not a curated record. Lineage: Eukaryota; Fungi; Basidiomycota; Agaricomycetes; Agaricales; Physalacriaceae.